GUGAUCUGGAGUUCAGACGUGUGCUUCCAGUCGUUGAACUGCACAGACACUCAGUCGACUCUGUGCAAAUAAAUCUCCAACAACAAACUUUUUCUCCGAGCUACUCUUAUUUUUCCAACUGGACAAAUCUGUGCUUUGGCAUCUGUUCUUUUUUCUCUGGUGGAUUUAUCCGUUUUUCCACAGAACGGUGCCAUGUUGGUGCUCUGCCUCCUGGUGUUUGCUGCCUCGGUGUGGGCCCAGAACCAGAACCAGAACCAGUUGCUCCCUGGGUCCUGCAGCUUUGAGUCCAACACCUGUGGAUACAUGUCAGAUCCAGACUUUACAACAUGGACUCUGCACAAAGACGGUCGUUUCGUUGCAGUGGACUUGCCUGUGGAUGAUCCGGGCCAGGAUGAUCAGACUUCUGCAGACCCUGGACCGAAGGCGGACCCUCGAGGGGUUCUGUUGAGUCCGGUUCUGGAGCAGGGCGAGUGGAGCUGCCUGAGGCUGGUCUACCAGAUCAGCGGGUCUGGGACUCUGGAGGUCCUGCAGCGAACCCAGGGGAAGAGUUUGGACCAGCCUCUGUGGAGCAGCCAGAGCCCAUCUGACAGCUGGGUCAUCUCCAGUGUGGACCUGCAGAACACCAGCACACCAUACCAGGUGGUCAUUGAGGGUAAACCUGGACCCACCCCUGGGAGCAGCGUGGCGGUCUUUGAGAUCCACAUCAGUCCUGGCUCCUGCCUGGAGUGUGAUUUCGAGGAGACUCACCUGUGUGGAUACAACAACCAGUGGAACGCUAAUGUGAACUGGUACGUAGGAGGAGGAGGAGGACAGCUGCACCACAACGACUUCCCCCAAGACCACACCUUCAACAACAGGACAGGUCACUUCAUGUACGUGGACUCCGUUUACGCCGUCACCUUUAAGGAAGUGGCCAAGCUGGUGUCUCCCAUGACGACGGUGCCCAUGUGGGGCUGUCUGAGCUUCCAAUACCAGCGCAGCGAGGACAGAGGGAACCUGUUCUCCGUUUUCACCCGGGACCGACUGGGCCAGUACCAGGAGCUGUGGAGGGCGGAGCCAGAGAGCCCCGGCCAGUGGGCGGGGACUCCAGGAGAGUGGGAACCAGUGCAGGUGGACCUGAAGGCACCGUAUUCUGUACAGGUGGUCUUUGAAGUGGCCUUUAACAGUCCACGUGGAGGACGUGUUGCUGUUGAUGACAUUUCCUUUUCUUCAGAGUUUUGCAGCGCAGACUCAGAGCCGACCUUUGACCCCUCCAUCUCCAACUGUGACUUUGAGUCUGGUUGGUGUCAGUACUCCCAGGACCAGGAGACCGGCUCCACCUGGAGAAGAGUGUCCGUCAAACCCAAUUUUAGGAAUGGAGACCACACCAGCGGAGCAGGGUCUUUCCUGUUGGCCCACUCCCGCUUCGGCCCACGCUCCGGAUACGUUUCCCGCCUGACGGGUCCGACUCUGCCUGGCAACACCAAGUUCUGUCUGAGGUUCUACUUCUCCCUGAGGGGUUUCAACCAGACGGACCAGGCCUUAGCGGUUUAUCUGCAGCAACAACAGAGCGGCAGCCAGGAGAAGAUCUGGACCCAAGGGGAAAGAUCCAGAGGAAUCUGGAUCGCAACUGACAUCACCUUCCAGACGUCAAAACCUGCCAAGGUGGUUUUCAUCAGCACCUGCAGGAGCGUCUGGGACUGUGGAUCUGUGGCACUGGACGACAUCAGCAUGAGCCUGGGAGACUGUGAGCUAACGGCAGGGUUGUCGUCGGUGUCGUCUCUCCCGGGACACUGUGACUUCGAGGCUGGUCUUUGUGGAUACACUCAGGACAAACACAGCGAUGACUCCGACUGGGAGUGGAGGAGAGGCCCCACCCCCACGUCGUACACCGGGCCCCGGGGAGACCACACCACCGGACUGGGGUAUUACCUGUACGUGGAGGCGUCUCCCAUGCUGCCUGGUCACAGCGCUCGUCUGCGGUCCCGUCCUCUCAGGGGGUCCAGGGGGCCUCAGUGUCUGCGGUUCUUCUACCACAUGUACGGCUCUGGGACGGGAUGGCUGCGCAUUCACCUGGACCAGAACGGAGAGGACAUGUUGCUAUGGCAACGGAGUGGCGAGCAAAGCAUUGCCUGGCUGAGGGCCACAGUGGAGUACCAGUGUGACAGCCUGCAUCAGAUUGUGUUUGAGGCCGUUAGAGGUCAUUCAGUCAGGAGUGACAUCGCCAUCGAUGACAUUAUCUUGGAAAGUGGACCAUGCCCAGAAAAUGAGAUCAGGGCCACGGCAGGAACCUCCAACGAGAUCGAGUAGAGGAAGGAAGCUUGUUUAGAUGCAUGCACCCCAUUUUUGCACAAAACCGACACCUCAGAGAGCUGUCGACUCCCGACUCCGACACGUCUGUACAAAUGUGGGAAUAAAAAAGUACGACGUGCUCGUGUUUUCAUGGAGUAACACAUAUCAUCAGUUGUGUCAUAGGCAACAAUUCUCUGCGCACUGUGUUAAACUGUGUUUCUCUCACAUUUAUAUGCAUUAGAUUAAUGCUCAUUGCUAAAAAAUAAAGCGAGACGAUUAUUAAUUAUGAUUUUGGUGGGGUUUUUUUUUCCAUUUUGAGAUGAUGCUGCUGAUUCAAUUUCAAUGCUGCCUGGCGCAACUUAACAAAAACUAUCCAAUUUAUUCUUAAAUGUUUCAUUAUUAAAAGGUUUUCCUGAUAUGUUUACUUUCUAAUACUAGCAAUC
Sphaeramia orbicularis (orbiculate cardinalfish) is the source of this 2714-nucleotide messenger RNA. RefSeq names its product MAM domain-containing protein 2-like. Lineage: Eukaryota; Metazoa; Chordata; Actinopteri; Kurtiformes; Apogonidae. Gene Ontology annotation, cellular component: membrane. The record is from RefSeq and is a predicted model, not a curated record.